AUGGUUUCGCCGGAUAUCCUGCAACUUUGCCGAUGUUUGAAAGACAUCACCACUUGUCAAUCUCGUCAUUGGGCCUUCGACUUUAGAGAGAUCACAUACAAAGUUGUACCGAACCCACGUGCAAAGUGUACAUAUGCCUGUAUCGCAUCCACAUUGCGGCUUCGUGAGUCCGUUAGACUCGCGGCCAUGAGCAAGUUCGGGUACGAAGUUUAUUCCAAGACACCUUUCCUAGUGCGAGUGAGAAGUCCAUUCGUGCGAACUGCUGCAGAGCAUGGUAUUCCAAAUGUUCAAGCCACUGCCACCUGGACGAAGUCCGCGAUGGGUGACCAAGUAGUUCACGUUUCCGAGUCUGGUGUUGUGCAGGACCUCACAGAAUCGAUGACCACACUAAAUCGAGGGGGGACAGCGACCUCGUGCGUACCUGUCAUGACUUGA
Messenger RNA from Histoplasma capsulatum G186AR, 435 nucleotides. RefSeq lists its product as uncharacterized. Lineage: Eukaryota; Fungi; Ascomycota; Eurotiomycetes; Onygenales; Ajellomycetaceae. Bases 1 to 435 code for a protein of 144 amino acids. The record is from RefSeq and is a predicted model, not a curated record. The transcript is spliced from 3 exons.